Molecule: messenger RNA, 2023 nt
Organism: Myripristis murdjan (pinecone soldierfish)
Lineage: Eukaryota; Metazoa; Chordata; Actinopteri; Holocentriformes; Holocentridae
Product: cholesterol side-chain cleavage enzyme, mitochondrial
Exons: 9
Coding region: 143-1699 (518 amino acids)
Biological process (GO): glucocorticoid biosynthetic process; cortisol metabolic process; cellular response to peptide hormone stimulus
Cellular component (GO): mitochondrial inner membrane
Molecular function (GO): iron ion binding; oxidoreductase activity, acting on paired donors, with incorporation or reduction of molecular oxygen; monooxygenase activity
Source: RefSeq, a predicted model, not a curated record
UGUUGGGCUACUAUGUUUAAAGAGCCUUGAUCGGGACAGUGAGGAGGGCUGACUUGGACCAGCCUCCUUUUGCACCAGAUGUCCCUGGGAGAGACAGAGUAGCUGUUCGAGGAAGAGCAGAGGGAGCAUUUUUGUCGCUGGAAUGGCCAGGUGGAGUGUGUGGCGCAGCCCCGGGGCCCUGCUCCUGACCUUGAGAGCAGGGCUGCCAACAUCUGGUGUGCGCAGCAGCAGCAGCAGCAUGCCAGUGGCCAGACAGGCUUACCCAGAAAGCAACAGGUUUGUAAAGCCCUUCAGUGAGAUUCCCGGGCUAUGGAGGAACGGGGUGGCCAACUUGUACAAUUUCUGGAAACUGGAUGGCUUUAAGAAUCUUCACCGCAUCAUGCUGCAUAACUUCAACACUUUUGGACCCAUUUACAGAGAGAAAAUAGGUUAUUACGAAAGUGUGAAUAUCAUAAAUCCUGAGGAUGCAGCUGUCCUUUUCAAAGCAGAGGGCUACUAUCCUAAAAGGCUUAAAGUUGAAGCCUGGAUAGCAUACAGAGACUACAGGAACCUGAAAUAUGGAGUUUUGCUCAAGAACGGAGAAGACUGGCGAUCAAACAGAGUGGUUCUCAACAAGGAGGUGAUCUCCCCGAAGGUGCUGGGGAACUUUGUGCCUUUGCUGGAUGAAGUGGGCCAGGAUUUUGUGGUCCGAGUUAAUAAAAAGAUAGAGCGAAGUGGUCAGAACAAAUGGACCACUGACCUUUCUCAUGAACUCUUUAAAUAUGCACUGGAAUCGGUGAGUUCAGUGCUGUACGGUGAGCGUCUGGGUUUGAUGCUGGACUACAUUGACCCUGAGGCUCAACAUUUCAUUGACUGCAUCACCCUCAUGUUCAAAACUACCUCACCUAUGCUGUACAUUCCCCCGGGCCUGCUAAGAGUGACUGGAGCCAAGGUGUGGCGGGACCAUGUGCAGGCCUGGGAUGGCAUCUUCAGCCACGCGGACCGAUGCAUCCAGAACAUCUACAGGCAGUUACAUCAGGAAAGAGGCACUCCAAAGAAAUACCCAGGAGUCCUGGCUAGCCUGCUCAUGCUGGACAAGCUGGCCAUUGAAGACAUCAAGGCCAGUGUCACUGAGCUGAUGGCUGGAGGAGUAGAUACGACCUCCAUAACUCUGCUGUGGACGCUGUAUGAGUUGGCCAGACAUCCCAACCUCCAGGAGGAGCUGAGGGCCGAGGUGAUCGCUGCCCGGGCUGAAAGUCAGGGAGACAUGAUGGAGAUGCUGAAGCGAGUCCCUUUGGUCAAAGGAGCACUGAAGGAAACACUGAGGCUGCAUCCUGUUGCAGUGAGCUUGCAAAGAUACAUAACAGAAGACAUCAUUAUUCAGAACUACCACAUACCAUCUGGGACUCUGGUUCAAUUAGGGCUUUACGCAAUGGGCAGAGACCCCAAGGUGUUCUUCCGUCCCGAGCAGUACCAGCCGUCCCGCUGGCUGAGGACAGAGAGUCACUACUUCAGGAGCCUGGGCUUCGGCUUCGGCCCACGCCAGUGUCUGGGACGCAGAAUAGCCGAGACGGAGAUGCAACUCUUCCUCAUCCAUAUGCUGGAGAAUUUCCGAGUGGAGAAACAGCGGCAGGUGGAGGUACAGAGUACGUUUGAGCUCAUUCUGUUGCCUGAGAAGCCUAUUUUAUUGACUCUGAAGCCUCUGCAAAGUAAUCGGUGACCAACUUGCCGAGGAAACGGUGAUGUGUGUCGAGAUACAUUUUUGUGUAGUUCCCUCACAGUUAGUGACAUAAAUGACACCUCUGAACCUUAGACCCUCACUGAGGUCAAGGAAAACUCCCAUGGUAAUCCCAUUAGGAAGAUACAUGUGCAUGAACAAAUUACCCCUGUAACUGCAAAAUUGGGCAAUAUAUUUAUAUCACCUAGUGUGUAAUGAUGAAAAUGUGUAGUCCAUGUGGGUGCUGUAUACAUGGAGUAACAUGGUGCAAAGUUUUAGUUUCUUAAUAAUCUACUAUAUCAACCACUGAUAAAUAAAAGAAUACAA